AUGUCAUCCUCUGUUCACUUCAAGUUCAAAUCUCAAAAAGAACCUUCAAGGGUAACUUUUGAUGGAACUGGUAUCUCUGUUUUCGAAUUGAAACGUGAAAUUAUCAAUCAGAGUAGACUGGGUGAUGGGACAGAUUUUGAAUUAUCUAUAUACAAUGAGGAUACAGGCGAAGAGUAUGAUGAUGACACUACAAUCAUUCCACGAUCUACCUCUGUCAUAGCUCGAAGGUUACCUGCCGCGCGACCUGGUAAAGGUGGUGCUGCGCGCUAUGUCUCUGGGAAAAUGCCGGUCAAUGCCCGCAACGUACCCCGGACUGAUGUUCCAAUGUCGACUAGAGUGACAUCAAGCUCGAACAAUACCGUUAGCAACAGUGUUUUGGAACUCAAUAAUGCCCAGACCGAAGAAGAGAAGAUCAAUGCGCUCUUUAAUUUGCAGGCCAACCAGUGGAAAGAGCAACAGCAGGAGAUGGCAAAUGCCACGCCUGUGCCAUUCGGUCGUGGAAGGGGCAAGCCUGUCAACGUUCCCGACCACCCUCCGCCUCCCGGGUAUCUCUGCUAUCGAUGUCGAGAAAAGGGCCAUUGGAUUCAAGCAUGCCCGACGAAUAAUGAUCCCAAAUUCGAUGGUAAAUACCGAGUAAAGCGGUCUACGGGGAUUCCCCGGUCUCUUCAGACUAAGGUAGAAAAACCGGAAUCGCUGGCAUUGGAUGGAUCGAAUGAAGAUCUCAGAAAUACAGGUGUCAUGGUCAAUGCAGAUGGUGAUUUCGUCAUUGCAAAGCCAGACAAAGCAGCUUGGGAAUUGUACCAGGAAAAAGUCAAAGCAUCCUCGGCAGCGGCAGCUGAAGCAGCGGCAGCAGAAUACAGCAAAGAAUUGCAAUCCUGGGGUUUGGAGUGCCCAAUUGAUAAGCGAAUGUUUCUAGAGCCCACUAAGACACCAUGCUGCCAGCGAACUUAUUGCAAUGAUUGUAUUACCAAUGCAUUGAUUGAAACUGAUUUUGUUUGCCCCGGCUGUGCAACGGAGGGCGUUUUACUCGACAACCUUUCUGUGGACGACGACGCUAUCUCGAAAAUUAAAGCCUUUGAAAUUGAAAAAGCAGAUUCGAGAAGAGAAAAAGAAAAAGCAUUGACGACGCCUGAUAGUCAAAUCGAUUGUAAAGGGUCUGAUUCAGAGAAACAUGCCGCGACACAUGCAGAACCUCUUUCGCCGUCGUCAGUCAACAGUGCAGCGAAUACAACUUCAAAGAAGCGACCAGCUGAAGAUCAUCCUCCAAACACUGACCUCGGCCAUUCACACAUGGAUGUCUCAAAGAAACAGAAGGCGGAACCUAUCACUGAAUUGCCAACUGAGCCCGCGGAUUCACAGGCCAAGAGCACCUCUAAUGAAACCACAUUCCCACUCAAUCAACAAAUGCCUCCUGGUUUUGCAUUUAUGCAGUCACAGAACAUGUCAGGUAUGCCCUUUGCCCACGCCGGGUAUAUUAACGGAGGAAUGGGGUUCAUGAACCCCAUGGGCCUUCCAACAAAUGGGUUUCCGAAUGCCAUGAAUCAAGCAUGGAAUCCCAUGAGCACAAUGGGGUUUGAUCCACUUCAAACCGGGAUGUAUGGCAAUCAGCCAAAUGGGGCGGCGGAUGCCUAUGGUCAAGCGAAUAUGUAUAGCAACAUGGGCAAUCCAUCCAUGCAGGUACUACCCAUGAACCAGAUGGCAGGCUCAAUGCCACAGAAUGCUGGCUUUCAAUCCCAGGGACCAGGCAUGGGUCACUUCUCGAACCAGCAACGGACCUCAUUCAGCUCACCAUUCGCCAGAGAAGAAGAUUCGCCGUACUUUCGCCAACCCGUCAAUCCCCAGCGGCACCAGGGAAGACACCGAAGAAUAAGACCGAGUGAUUACCGUGAGUUAUGA
Molecule: messenger RNA, 1896 nt
Organism: Aspergillus clavatus NRRL 1
Lineage: Eukaryota; Fungi; Ascomycota; Eurotiomycetes; Eurotiales; Aspergillaceae
Product: cleavage polyadenylation factor subunit MPE1
Exons: 4
Coding region: 1-1896 (631 amino acids)
Biological process (GO): ubiquitin-dependent protein catabolic process; mRNA processing; protein ubiquitination
Cellular component (GO): nucleus
Molecular function (GO): nucleic acid binding; zinc ion binding; ubiquitin protein ligase activity
Source: RefSeq, a predicted model, not a curated record